GGAAAGAAAACGCUGUCGGUCUCCCUCAGAGUGCGGAGCCGCUGAGAGGAAGGCGGCGCACGAGAUAAACUCGCCGUAGCUGACAGGAACGGCGCGGAAACACGCAGCCACGGCCUGAACUUCGUGAGUGAUGCGGUGUGCCCCCGUCAGCCCUCCGUCGUGGUUUGGCAGCGAGCCGGAGCCCGCAGGACCGCAGAGGAGGAGGAGGCAACUUUCAAACGACAACUUCUCAGUGAGCUCGCGGAGGAGGAUGGUGCACGCGGAGUACUCGCGCUGAGCUGAGCUGAGCUCCCCGUGGACCGUUAAAGAGGACAGAAACGUCUCUUUUUUGCUUUCUCUGUGAGGAUAUUCUGUACGGAGAGGACGCUGCAGCCACACCGGCUAAACCAACUUAGCCCAGCGCGGCGCUGAGUUUUGUGGACCCGCUCACUUCACUUCACUCACUCAGACAUGUGGAGUACGGACGGUGUGGUUCGCGAGUGGGUUUUAGUUUUAGGUCCCCGCACGCAUGGCUGAAUGGGAGUCCGCUGAGUGGUCAGCUUUAGCCGUGUCUUCUCAAGGCUGAGGAAAGUUUUCGCGAGUGGGCAGCUGAAGAAUGGAUUUGAAAGACAAACAGCUGUAUUCUGGGCUCACAGCGACCGACCCACGAGUCAGUAAGAGAUGCGUUUAAGGGACGUUUUCUUUCAUGGAAUGGAUUAUAGCGGACACUUACGUGAAGUUGGGAACGCCAGUGAGGUUUGAAUGAAUGUAAACUGCUCCAAAACACUGUAGCACAGCGCCCUUUACUAGCCUCCCUUCACUUGCUGUACAGACUGAGGGCGAAGAAUGUGAUGGUUCCAGUUCUAACUGUACACGUUAGCACAUAUCCUUCAUAACCACACGGACAGAACUGUUUAUCUCUUUUUAAAGAGCCACUUCAGGAACACGCGCUCACUCAAACGCACAGAAAAGAGAGAUUGUGGAGUGACACCGAGGCCAGCUCUCACGUUUGAACACAAUGGACAAAAACUGCAUUGCCUACCAAAUGGAGUUGACACUUCUGAUGGUUGCCCUCCUGUUUUGGGUCACAGUUUGGGCGGACGACAGCAAGAUCAUUUCAGAUAGAUACGCUGUGUACUGGAACAGCACGAAUCCCAGGUUCGUACAUGGAGAGUACACAGUGGAGGUAGCCAUCAAUGACUACCUCGACAUCUACUGCCCGCACUACGAGGUGCCACUGCCACCGGAGCGCAUGGAGCGCUAUGUCCUUUACAUGGUUAGCUACGACAGUUACAUCACCUGCAACCACCUUAUCAAGGGCUUCAAGCGCUGGGAGUGCAAUCGGCCCCUGAGCCCCAACGGGCCGCUUAAGUUCUCUGAGAAGUUCCAACUCUUCACGCCCUUCUCCUUGGGCUUUGAGUUCCGCCCAGGACACGAGUACUACUACAUCUCCUCUCCACACCCAAACCUUGCUGGGAAGCCUUGCUUGAAGUUAAGAGUUUAUGUCAAACCCACAAACGACUCGGUAUAUGAGUCUCCAGAGCCGUUUCUGACGGACGACACCAACAGCAGCCGUGCACUGGCCCCCUGUCUCUCUCUCUUGUUGGUCAUGCUCCUGCUGUUGCUCGGCCCCUCCUAGCACAGCGGCCCACCACAGCCCCAAACCCGGCACAACCUGAAGCUCAGCGCUGCUGGAUCCCCCCCAUACAGCUCCAGUUAGCCACCAACAGCUAAUACCAUCUCCAUUUACAGCUUCUGACCACCACCCCUAGCAUCGCCACUCCCGCAGGCCGCUCUUCAUCCGAUCAUAUGGGACAGCCAACAAGAAAAGACCGUGACCCCAGCAGAAAACGCCGCUUUCCCAUCACACGCCAAGAUAGCUAACCGUCCUCCUCCAGCUGCCUCCAGAGUGAUUUUGCUUGUUUGACUCGUCUCUGUGCUUUUCUAUCAACGUGCCCCAAAUUCACACCGACUGUCUAAACCACUGUUGUUCCUGUUGAUCAUGUAGUUUGGUACAUGUACACAUUUACUUUUUUUUGUGCAGCAGUGAGAGGGAGUGCGUGUUCUCUGAGAAAUCCCCAACACCAUUUCUGGAAAAAGAAAAAAAAAUUCCAUUAGUCUUUCAGAGUAGGAAAGGGUCUUUUCUGUGAAUCUGCCAAAGACACUAGUUUAACUUUUAUACAGGGAAGGGGAGCGGGAAGCAUUUGGCUUUGGUUCGAGAUCACAGGCAGCCAACGGGGCUUCGCAGGCUCGGGAGGGGAAACGCAUCACGAACGAAAGUGUAGAAUUUUUUAUUACAAUCUUUUUUGUCAUACAAUAAAAAGAAUGUUGAGUAGAUGAAAAAAUAUCUAUAUAAUAAUAAUAGUUACAAAUGGCCUUUUUUCACUGGUGCUCAAUCAGAAAACAAAUCUGUCUGUCACAAAGCUACAGUGCCAAGUGGAAGGGGGGCAUGCUGUGUUUGGUGAAGUGUUUGUGUAUUUCAGGUCUUUCUCUCUCGUCUCAAGACCUUUCUCUCUUUCUCUUUCUUUCUAUCUAUCUCUCUUUCCUUCUGUCUCUAUCGCUCUCACUCUAUCUCUGACUCUCUCCAUUUUCUGAAUGUGAUGUUUUUUCUAUGUGACGAACAGCUCCACAUAGAUCUCCUGCAACUGCACUAAAGUCCCCUCCCCCCGUCCCCAGCCCACCCACCUUUUUGCUGAAGUGAGCAAUCCUGGAGAGCGAAGGCCCUGAACUCAGAACCAAGCUGGUCACUGCGAGACUGGAACGACCAAGGCCUUCCACUGCGGACAGACCGCGAGAGAACGAACGGAUGCCUCAAAACUUUAAUCGUGGGGGGUCAUGAAUUCAAGUAGCACUUCUGCUUCAGUGGACGCUUAUAUUAUGGAAAUCAAGAAGAGAAGAAGAUAAAAAAAACGGUGGGAUUAUACGUGUGGUUGAAUUAUUUUGUGACUGUACAAAAAAAUGUUAUUAAAAAAAAAAAAAGAUUUCGGGGAGAGCCGACAUCGAACAUCGGAAAGAUCGAAAAAAUGAAUGAAAUUUUUUUUAACUGUUAGUUGGAACUUUUCUAUUUUGCUUUAUUCCAUGUUAUUUUUUACUUUACUUUUCAAAAAAGCAGCCAACAUUAUUCAUAUGUGAUAUGAAAUUAUAAAUGUAGACCCUCGAAUUACUAGAGCAAUGAUGGUACCAGUUCUGCAGUCGAACAAGUCUAGAGAAGUCAAGAUGUUUGCUAUUGUUGUUGUUGUUUCCUGCUUGUAUCACAUUCUGGUACUUGUAGUCCUGUAAUGAUUUUUUUUUUUCCUCUCUCUCUCUCAUUUCGAGUACAAAGCCUUGUACGGUGUUCUUAUCAGAUCAUUUUUAUUUGGUAAUCAUGUGGAGAAAACAAUUUGCGUUCCUGUUAAAUGUUCCAAUGUUUCGGAAGAGGAAAGCUACAGGAAAAAAAUGGAAAAAAAUGAAAAUAAAGCUUUU
Molecule: messenger RNA, 3441 nt
Organism: Colossoma macropomum (tambaqui)
Lineage: Eukaryota; Metazoa; Chordata; Actinopteri; Characiformes; Serrasalmidae
Product: ephrin-A2-like
Exons: 4
Coding region: 998-1618 (206 amino acids)
Biological process (GO): osteoclast differentiation; axon guidance; ephrin receptor signaling pathway
Cellular component (GO): plasma membrane
Molecular function (GO): ephrin receptor binding
Source: RefSeq, a predicted model, not a curated record